Cladocopium goreaui is the source of this 9565-nucleotide messenger RNA. NCBI's taxonomy places the organism in Eukaryota, Dinophyceae, Suessiales, Symbiodiniaceae. The record is from the annotation of a GenBank genome assembly.
CAGCGUCGAAUGUCCCAUGGCGAUUUUAGCUACAUGUUUCACUACGUUUUGUGCCCUGUCAGUCCCAGUCUUUGCAGAUGAUUGGUGGUGUGUCCCAUCGCCGGGGCGAUGUCAUGGCCAUCGGGAGAUGCUGGUGAAACGCGCCAGCGUCCAGAUGGCAGCAAGGCUAGCUGCGCCUUACGUGGUAGACUGGGAUGGAGAUGGUGUGACAGAGCUUCUGAUUGGUGAUUAUGAUGGCCGGGUCAGGUACUAUUCCAAGCACCCUAAUGGACGCUACUACGUCCGGAAAGCCAGCGAGGAUCCCUUCCGAGUGAUCCCUUUUGAAGCUGGACGCAGCAGCAACUUCUUGGCGGCGACGCCGGUGGCUGUGGACUUUGACGGAGAUGGCCAGCUGGAAUUGCUUCUUUCAGUGGAAGGCCGGAUUCGAUACUACAAACAGCAUGAUGGACAUUUAGUUGAGGUGGAUCAGGCAGUGAACCCGUUUCGCGAUAUCAAGUGCAGCUGGCUAGCAUGCCGCUUCCAUGCUGCAGAUUGGGACGCAGAUGGAGAUGUGGACCUGGUGGUGCCGCAAGGCCUAGGUCUCAUGUAUGUUGAAAAUGUGAACGGAUCGCUUAUUUUCAGGAGUGGUGAUGCAAAUCCAUUCCGCUACAUAGUGACAAAGUACGUGGACAAUCACCGUGGCUGGGAUGGCCUGUACAGUUCACCAGUCAUGGCAGAUUGGGACGGAGAUGGAGAUUUAGACCUUUUGGUUGGGCAAGCAGAUGGCAGCUUGCUAUACUUUGAGCGAACUGACAGUGGACAUUUGGUGCAGCUUGCGGUCGAGGACAAUCCGUUUCGAAACAUAGAGAAUCAUCCCUAUCCCGCAGUUCAAGUCGGUGUCCUGCAUGGCAAGAAACCACAGUUGAUGAUCGGAGAUAUGCGCGGGCACGUGAAUUUGUACACUCGCAAGCAGGACUUGCAGCUGAAGCAACGACACAGCAGCUCCAAUCCACUCUAUGGGGCCGGAUGGUUCACAUCGCCGGUGCCGGCUCGGCCCUUGAUGGACGAGGAGAAGAAUGUGUACGUAAUGUUUCAGCAAGCAAAUGUUGGUCGAGUCCAACUAUUCCAGCAGAUCAAAGACAAUCUCACCCUUGCAAACCUCACGCACGCUGGAAUACCUCAGGCUGCAGCGACAGCUCACUGGCUUCCAGCAGGCAAACCUGUUGAUGUCGACUUCAACAUGGAUGGUGCAAUGGACAGGCUGAACAUCCACCACGAUGGACGCAUUGAAUAUUUCGAGCGGCAGAACGGCGAGCUGAUUUUGAAAAACGGCCCGGAUAGCCCAUUCUACGGAGUGAAUUUGGACAACGGUCUUGCUGAUGCCAAGGUGGCAGGUUUUCUGCCCAUUGAUUGGAAUCAAGAUGGAGCUAUGGACCUCCUCAUUGGUGCUUGGGGCCUCUCUCACUUGAAGCUCUUCUUAGCUGGCUGGUGUGAAGUGCGCACACCUUGCAAUUCCAAGAGAAUCUGCGACAAAAUGUUUGGGACGUGUUCCUGCAUGACCGGCUACAAGCUGGAGGAUUGCUCUGGCUGCGCAGCAGGUCAUUUCACUGUACACACGAACGACUUGGCUCACCAGUGCCAAGCAUGUCCAGGCAAGAAUGCACAUCGUGGAGUAUGCAACACAAGAGGGGUUUGUCACGAUGAUUUUUUUGCAGCGCAGAAGGCCAAUGCAACUGGACUCAACAGGCUGCAAACAAGUGUCAUUUCUGGCAAUGGGAGCUGCAGCUGCGGCCGCUUUUUCACUGGUGAGGACUGCUCCCUCGGCGAGUGCCCAGCCGGAUAUGAGUAUGAUUCGACAAGAAUAGUGGCGGCUUGCGUUCCUUGCCGACCUGGCUUUUACAAGUCUUCGGCAGACAACGUGGCAAGAUGCGCCGCUUGUCCUGAUGGACGCUUUGCAGGUGGCUCUGCCACAGCGGCUUGUUUGCCAUGUCACGCCCGUUUUCUUCUCUACGAUGUGAGUGAGGAGGGCAAGGCAUGCACCACUUCGUUCCAUACAAACUUGCCUACAGUGGUGGCAGUUUUGCUAUGGAGUCUCAUCAUGUUCCUGGUGCCGCUGCUACUGGGGAUGCCCACCACCAUUCUGGACAUCCGCCGAACAUUGGGCCAGGAUGGCCGAGUCCGUGUUCAGUCGAGCGGCAGACACUUUAUCCUGCCAAGGGGGAGAGGUAUCCCCGUGCAAUUCGUUGGCACAGGAGUCCCACAACUUGACCACAAGGGUUUCAUCUACAGGGCCACUUUCCAUACCGGACGUGAAGUGGAGCUUCUGCACCGGGAGCUUGGCUUGAAAGGCAACUUCGUGGUGGAAGACAUGGCUUCAUCUUCGGGUCAGUAUCAGAUCUCCCGGCGGCACGCUAUGGCCUUCUUGGGGUUCUGUGGUGUGCCAUUCCUUGUUUGGCUUUUGGGCCUCUUCGUUUUCUACAUUGCCUUUAUGGCCGUUUUUUGGGCACGCUAUGUGCGCCCAGACCUAGCCUGUUGCUUUCACAUCGCCUGCGGAUGUUUUUUAGCUUUCGCUAUCCACUGGAUCAGAUGGCGAGCCAUCACGCAUACCCGCAUUCUGAAAGAUGUGCAAGUGUUCGACCGCCUGCUUCGACGAGAGCAUCCGAAGCCAAUCACGUGCGAAAAGGGGCCAUCACGAGCAAUAGAAGCCCAUCAGCUUCACACCUUCCUGGACUUCUUUCAAAACUACAUAGGUAGUCGAACCACAUAUUAUGUUGUGCACAAUAUCAUCCUGCCCCUUACGGAGCCCUACAAACUCUCCUAUGCGGAGGUGGCGGGGCCAUCUCAGUCCCAAUCCAGAUGGUUCGUGAGCCAUUACUGGGGCACCCCCCUUGCCCACUUGGUCGCCAGUGUUGAAAGACAUGCCCAAGACUUUCCAGAGAAGCAUCCUUACUGGAUUUGCACGUUCAGCAACAAUCAAUGGGCUGUCUCGGAGGAGCUGGGUGAAACGUACCAUGAGUCGUCCUUUUACCAAGCACUCCGGAGCUGUGGAACCUUGGGCACCGUUAUGGUGUUUGAUGAAGAGGCGAUGCCUCUAACGCGAUCUUGGUGCCUCUUCGAGCUCCUCCAAACGGUUCUGCUUCAGGACAUUAGCCACGACUUCAAGGGGCUCAUGCUAUGCUCCCCGCUCGGCAUCAUGAACACAGGGAAAGGAAGCUUGGACCUCGCCAUGAAUGUCAGCAAGAAGCUGGCCGUGCUGGAUUUGGAGGCAGCGCAAGCCAGCAUGCAAAGCGACAAGGACAUGAUUGACAGCCUUGUCAGACAGGAGGGGGGCUUUGAGCAGAUCAAUGAGUUCUUGGCUGAUUCCAUCAAUGAAGUGUUGAACAAACUCCGUGAGCAAUUCACUCGAAACAUUUCAAGCUUGGAGAGCGAGGUGGCAAGGAAGAAGAUGAGAACAAGAAGCGAGCGUAUUCGACGUUUGAAGGGAAGUCAGGCUGUUGGAGGACUGGCAAACUCCAGAGCUUACACCGAACCUUUGGACCAGGAUUUUUCAAGUCCGGCGUCCGGAGCAUCAUCGAGCCGGGUACUGGCAGCUCCCUUCCACUUACCACAGCUGCCAUGCCCACCAGCCAAGCGAGGAGCCUACUUGCAGAUGAUGCCUGAAAUACAGGGGCAGCAAGGUGCACGCAAUGCAGGUGCUCCUAAGUGCGUCUGCCUUCCUCAGUUUGCUCAACCAGGCUAUGCACCCCUAGCACUUCAUCCGCGGCAAGCCUUUGGUACCGCACCUCCGCUGUUUGCGGGUCACAAAACAGUGCGCAGUUCUCUGCACGUAUUCUGCACUGACCAGCUGUUCAAUCAGUGUGGCCCUUCAACAGUGUCAACGCUCCAUUUGCUUUGGGAGGCAGCCAAUGCUUCAUUCAUGCUGAGUUACACCUGGGGCUACAAGAAACUCGGUGGAAGGAUGGGAGACAUCACGGACACUCUGCUGCAAUACUGCAAGGACUACAGCACAGAUCCCAAACGAACGCAGCCUGAUUGCAGCUGGUUGCAAGUUAUCGCCACAUCACCUUCUGAUGCACCCGAUGCUUUCUUUUGCGGCGUUGGCUGCAAUGCCAAGGUAUGCCUGGAUGUGGUGAAGGAGACAGAGGCCGCUGGAGAAACCGUUCCAUUCGAAGACUUCGAGAAAGCCUUCGGUGACCGAGUGGCCGGCAUUGGAAAGUGGAGACCUUAUGUGUGGUGCGAUUUCGAGAUGUACACUGCUACGGACCUGAAACAGGAAGUCAUCAUCGCAAUGCCUCCGAAGGAAGCAGAAGACUUCCGCAGCUCAUUGUUGACCGGCGGAGUCAGCGAGGUUUGGGCUGCCCUUGGAGCUGUAAAGGUCGAGCAGGACACCGAGGGACUUGGGACCGAUGGCGAAGCUGGUCCAAUUUUGGUAGAAGACUCCGGGAUGCACUACCGCCACCGGAAGAGCAAGACGCUCAGCCUGUGCGGGAGCCAGGCCCAGCCAAAAGAACAGCCAGUGGGGAAAAAGGAAAUUAGAGCCAAUCCCAAAGCCCAGCAAGCCUUAGAUGUAGAGUGGGAGAAACUGGUAAAGAAGAAGGCAUGGCAAUAUGAGACAGUGGCCGAAUGGAAGGUCAUUGCCGACAAGGCCAAAAAGAUUGGGAAGAAGGUCCACGUAGGAAAAGUCUUUGAGAUUUGCGUUGAAAAGGGAAGUGAAUUACCCGAGGGAGAUAAACUCCGGAAAUUCAAAGGAAGAACAGUAUUUCAAGGCAACAACGUAAAGGACGAAAGCGCCGAUGUUGCACUGUUCUCUGAAUUAGGUUCUUCACCUGCCACUAUGGAAGCUGGCAAAGCGGUGGAUGCCUACGGAGCUCAACCGGGAUUCAUAACCCAACAAAAUGACGGAGUGCAAGCUUACACUCAAGCCUUAUGGAAGGGCGUGGAGACGUGGGUGGAACUGCAUUUGCCUGUGCCAGCCUUGAGCUGCUUCCGUCUCCUUGCCGUCAAUUGGGAAAUGAAAGGUGAAGAGUCUCUUUUUGCCAUUAAGUGGGAUGAAGUCCGGUCUUGGAUGUCUGAGUCGGCGGCCAUGAGAUCGGUUGCCUGCGGGGCUGUGCUGUCGCCUGCGGCUUGCGCUGUGGCGGGUGCUGGCUUCGAUCCUAUUUGUCUUUGGGAAGGGUGUCGCGGAGGCGCGGCUGCUUCGCGGCCGCUUGCGUGCGCUGUGGAUUUGGCCGCUGCGCACUUCAAACUCUUCUUCUUCCCCACGAAGGUCACCCCACAUAAAGCUUUGGCAUCGGCAACGGAGGCCAUUAUACCUCCAAGCAUUGCUGCACCAAGCACGGGGGGACCCGCUGCCAAGUCCGAUACCAAGAGACUGAUCGUUGAAGUUUGCUGUCAUCCCGAGUCCAAACUCAGCCAAACCAAUCGAAAGUGGUCUGAAGGUUGUGAAGUACUACAGUUCACUGAAGAAUUUGAUCUUAACGAAGUUGAAAACCAAAUGAGGAUUGCAGAGUAUGUCAACUCUUUCAAAGGUGAUCGUCCCGCUCUCAAGCUAACUUGCUGUGCACUCAUCGCGCCCUUUCGCUCUCCCGUCGUCGUCAUGUUGACUCGUGCAAUCCAAAUGGCCAAGGCCUGCGCGGUUGCCGGGAGGCCCGCCAUCCUCGAACGCAUCACACAAUGGGAAGGUGUGGUCAAUACCCUGAAGGGAGCCAUUGCGGUGGCGACCUGGGACGACCCACAGGUGCUCCUACGAGAGAUGGAAGGAUGUCGACUACCCCUGGCGAACAUCGUCGAGCCGAUGCUGGGCGGUGGCAAUGCAGAAGGGGCGUACGACACGUUGGCGGAGGUCUACAAGAACACGCCCGAUGGCUUUUUGGCAAUGUGCCCUUACCCGCCGGGAGGCGAGGUCGACCUGCUGAUCGUAUCAGACUCAUCGUUGGCUCUGGUACCUGACCCCAAUGCAGGGAAGGCUUCAUGUUUUUCCGGAGGCGAUCUUCUCAAACCCUGGGGAGACAUCCGUGGCAUAUAUACCAAAAUGCUGUGGGGCAAGGGAUUGAAUCAUAUGGUCCAGUAUAUCCCCGAGGCCAUCGAUGACAUCGAGUCCACCAAUCGUGCCCAUGGUCGUCCGGCAAGGGUUGAGCGGUCUGUCAAUGACUUGGGCCAGCUCAAACGUGAUGAACCCCGAAUCCUGGACAUCGUGGUUGUGGGGAAUGCUGACGCGGACAUCUUUGCUCUCCCGUCGGCCUACAACGAGACCAUGCGCGUCCACAUCAAGGCACUGCGCGGGGACCACGGCAUCCAAACCCUCGACACGACCCUGAUGCUUGCCCGGACUGUGAGGUACGACAAGGUUCAUUUGGAAGAUGACGCCAUCAAUCGGAAGUAUGUUACCAACUUCCUUCAAGCCGUCGCUGACUGCCACCUCUCCUACCUCAAGCUCAUCAGCGUCGACGACCAUUUGAGAACACUCCCAAGAAUCGAGGACCUCCAGGAGCAAAAGAACUACCCAAACCUCACCAUCCUGAAGGCCGCGUACCAGCUUGAGAUCGAUUCGAAUGUCUCCUCACCGCAAGAUCUUCCUCAACGACCCGAUCCUGAGAAGAUCAUGCUUGAUGCAGACAUCGAGAUUUUCAACUGGGUGCUUCAAGCUGAGGAGAACGCCACAGCCUUUGCCGACCGGGAGGUCGAGUCCUGGAUGAGAGACAUUCCUGAAGAGGACCAGGCAUUGGAACCGAUGCAUCAAGACAACGCUGAUUCAGAUGAUGAGGCUGUCAAGGUCCAGGCUCUCACCAUGGAAGACCGAAUUCAGGCAAGGCGACAAGGCCUCUCCGAAGAGCAUGGCCAGGAGUGGCAAGAUGCCACCUACGCGGCCGAGGAUGAAGAGGAGGAGUUCAGGGGCUGGGACCUCAUCGAAGAUGACAAACGCCCGCCGGGAGUCGUGGCCAGUGAUCCAGUUCACGAAGAAGAGAAGGAGCUGGACCUCGACGACCUCGAGACAGUGGCUUCGGUGGAGAUUGUCGAUGAAGAGGAGUUCCACGACGUCGAGGAGGGGCAGGCCGAGGCGAUCGACGAUGAUGACGAUGAUGACAUGGCCGUGAUCGACAAGGUCUCUUCUAUGCAGGCCGAGAAGUCUGAUGCACGGGGGGACCCGGAGCCCAUGGAUGUUGAUGAUCAGGGCAACAAGAUGGUCCAGAGCACGGCAUCAGCGAAGACCUGGAAGACGGAGAUGGCCCAGAGCUCGUCAUCUGCAAAGACGUGGAAGACCGACAUGGCUCAGAGCGCAUCAUCGGCGAAGACCUGGCGAACUGACACUACAGCAGCUGCGUCGGCGGGAGCCACGCCUCCUGACCCGACUGCCAAGCUCAAGCCAAAGUCCAAGGCGGCGAAGAAGGCCAUGCCCAAGAGAUUGAAGGUUGUCGAUGAGGGACAUGGCCCGAGCGCUGAGCAGUUCGACACGUCGAAAUUUGCCACGGCACAGGAUCUGGUGUGGAUUGAGCCGGACAACAUGGCAGGAGUCCCUGUGCGGAAGGUGGACUACGGAAGGCUUAGCUCAAUUUCCCAUGCUAUGUCCGACUACCUCCGUGGCCACCGCUUGUUUCACAGGAGGCCUUCACCAGAGAUUCGGAGGACUGAUUUGUCAAUGGACUUUAAGGCAUUGGUGAGGCAUCUCCAAGGAGAUUUUGCGCAUCUCCGAGAAGAAGAAGUUUUGAUGGUAGUGCGCAACUCACCGAUGCGCCGCUUCAGAGUGCAGGUGAAUGGAAUGUCGUCCGGAAAGCUGAGGUGGACGCCAGUGAGAAUCAGGGCCAUUCAGGGCCAUCGGGCCUUUCUCGUGGAGCAAGGGGGGAUGUCGACCAUGAUCAAAACGAUGUUCACUUUUGAUGAGAACUUCGACGAGACCAAGGUUGACGACCCAUCGGUUCACCCCGCUUUCUCCGCGAUGCCGGAAGGCUCGCCUGUGUGGAACAAGUUCCCCAGAGUGGUGUAUCACACCUGUGACCAAGCCGCCUUCAACUCCAUCAUCAAGUUCGGCCUCAUCCCUGGCGGAUUCCCGCCAAUCGCCAUCGCGUUUGACAUGGAGCUCAUGAUGCAAAUGGGCUACAAACUUUUCGCGACUGACGAGGCCAUCCUGUCGCCAGACUGGAUAUCGAACCUCCCGAUGAUCAACGCCUUUGAUAUGCGUUCUGGCGAGUUUUUCUAUAUCAACAGGGCUUAUGUCAACCAUCGGAAGACUUACCAGGAAGUCCUCAAGCAGGCCAAGGCCGAGUUUGAUCCCGAUGACAUCCUCAUGAGCCGCAUGGAAAUGUUGAUGGAGAAUGCUCAGCUGAACUUUGAAGGCAUCAAAGAGCGCAUUGAGUUUGGCAAGCUCCUCCCCUUCUCCAGGCGCGAAGACAUCCAAGUGGAGAAAAGCACCGCCACCCGGGAGGGUGAGCCGGCAUCAGGUUCUCAGCUGGUGCCCGGCUACACCAUUGCAAAGAUGGCCGCCAUGACGAGCACUGAUGCAUGUGGGUUGCAGCGUCGUGGGCGGAACGGACCCGGUGGUGGAAACUGGAAUCGAGGGCAGGGCCGAGUUGGAUUUGAGUUGCAAUUCAAGGACAUUUCCUACAACCAGAUCCAAGACUCCCCUCAGGUGCGCUGCAGCCACCCGAUAUGCGGAUACCUCAUGAUGGACGGGCAUCUGAAAUGUCCACGGUGUUUUAGACAAAUGGAACCCGUGACGGAUGCCAACAUCGCCACAGAGGUUGCCCGCCGGGAGGCGAUGGCCCGUACCAGAGGUGUGCCCUUUUCCAUGGACAAGGUGAUCUUCAACCACCCUCGGAGAGGCAGAGUAGCCAGGCAGCCGGAGAAGGGAUCUUCAUCUUCUUCGACCGCCGUCCGAACCAGAAGCACAUGGCAACUUGAGAGACAUGGCCCGCAACUACGUCAGAUCUUUCAAGAAAAGGGGCUUCAAGGACCUUUGAGUCCGACCAUUGAGCGCACCAAGGCUCAGGUUCUUGGAGAAAAGCUUGAGAUGGCCACCAAGUUGAUUUUCGUGCCAUCGUCGGAGCGGGAGCCCGACCAACCCUUGGAUCUUCACACCGAGGUGUUUGUGUCACAUCGGGGCGUCUUCCUCGACAUUGGCCAGUUCGCAGUCUAUGUGGCAAAAUUCAUCAAGCCAAAGCAAAGACCCCUACCCAUUGUUUAUGGCUGGGGCAACCGUGACUUUGUGCCUGAUGCUUUUGAUGCCAAAGAGAUCGCGAAAGAACUGGUGGAGUUCAGCAAGCUGCAGUGGUCGAACUAUGCCCCCCAACAGACGCACAAGGAGUCUGAAACCACCGGCGACGACCGGGAGGUCAGUCUAGCUCAUGCAAGUGGGCCCAUUAGCCGACCUGAACAUGAACGACCCCAUCACGAGCAACUGCUCGCGGAGGUCCUUACGGUCAAAGCCAUGGUGGAAAAGGGAAAGGGACAGCAGAAGGGAAAGGGCAAGCAAGGCAGAAGCCCACCGGGAGGUGUGGCCUAUGGUGACUUUGAAGGAGAUUCCUACUGGGUUCAGGGCUACCGCUACACGUGGUACUGGAAUCAACAGCGAGGCUGGUACUGGCGCUGGACCUGA